Molecule: messenger RNA, 414 nt
Organism: Blepharisma stoltei
Lineage: Eukaryota; Ciliophora; Heterotrichea; Heterotrichida; Blepharismidae
Source: the annotation of a GenBank genome assembly
AUGGGAAAGUAUAAAUGCCCUUACGAAGAGUGCGGCCUUGAAUACAGUAAGAAUUCUAAUUUACACAGACAUAUAAAUACAUUUCAUCUGAAAAUCAGAUUUUCGUGCACAAAGUGCGGGAAAGAAGUGACUUCUGCUCAGAGUCUCAAAGACCAUGGAUACUUCCAUUCUCGUGCUAAGCCGUAUAUGUGCAAAAUCUGUCGAAAAAGAUUCCGUCAAAUAAGCCAGCUGUCAGUGCAUCGAAGGAAAUACCAUUCUGAUGCCAAAUCAAAAAAUAAACCCGAGUUUGUCGAGCUUAAGGUAAAUUUUAUGAAAAUUAACCUUUUUGUGGAAAAAAUUGCAAAAACAUAUGAAAUCCCUUCCGGACCUUUUACACUCAAAGACGCAAGACUACCUCCAAUUUCAAAUAAAUAA